Quercus robur (English oak) is the source of this 1406-nucleotide messenger RNA. RefSeq names its product sirohydrochlorin ferrochelatase, chloroplastic. Gene Ontology annotation, molecular function: lyase activity. NCBI's taxonomy places the organism in Eukaryota, Viridiplantae, Streptophyta, Magnoliopsida, Fagales, Fagaceae. The record is from RefSeq and is a predicted model, not a curated record. Bases 317 to 961 code for a protein of 214 amino acids. The transcript has 7 exons.
UUCCCUCUCGCUGUUCUCCCAAAUCCCAGGGACGACUUCUCAAAAAAAAAAAAAAAAAAUCAUCUUCUCUCUCGCGUUCUCAGGUGUGUGACUUGCGCUCUUUCUGAGGAAAUUGCUGCUGCUUCUUCUCUCUUGCUUGCUCCUUGUCCGUCAGUUGAGUUUACUCUCCAGUGAAGUUUCAGAAACUCUAAUCAUCCAAAGUGGUUUUGGCUUUCUGCUCAUAUGUUUGACAAAAUUCCUUAGAGAACACAAAGUAUAAUACGGGGGAAGAUAAAGAGAGGCCAACAAAGCACAGAAUCUUCACAUAACAAUCUAGAUGUCAAUGGAGUCCUUGUCCAUCCUUCCUCAAAUUACCAUUACAAGGUCCUUAGUAAGUGAAAAAACUAGAACUAGAACUCCCUUUAAGCGGACACCACCUAAGUUUCUAGAACUGCCUAGAGGUCCCUCAGAAAGCAAAUAUUUGUUUAGAAGAAGGCUAUGUUUAAGCAAUGGAAAUGGUGAAAUCAGAAGAAUUCCACAUGCGCUUGGUGAUAGAGAUGGCGUGAUCAUUGUCGACCAUGGAUCGCGGCGCAAGGAAUCAAAUCUCAUGCUGAAUGAGUUUGUGGCCAUGUUUAGAGAGAAAACUGGGUACCCAAUUGUAGAGCCUGCUCAUAUGGAGCUGGCAGAACCAUCAAUAAGAGAUGCAUUUGUUUCUUGCAUUCAACAAGGUGCAGAUCGUGUGAUUGUAAGCCCAUUUUUUCUCUUCCCUGGACGACACUGGCAUCAGGAUAUUCCUUCCUUAGCUGCUGAAGCUGCAAAAGAACACCCUGAUGUGUCUUAUAUCAUUACUGCACCUCUUGGUCUGCAUGAUCUACUUGUGGAUGUUGUUAAUGAUAGGAUCAAACACUGUUUAAACCAUGUAGCAGGAGAUGCUGACGAGUGUGCAGCUUGUGCUGGUACAAGCAAGUGCAGGCUAUAUUAAUUUAGAAAUUUACAUAUUAUGAAAAUGUCUUACUGUAAGAGGCUAUUUCACUGUGAAAUCUGAUGGAAGCAUCUUGCAAUUGAAUAUAUAUGGGUUAUGCAAUAGUGUUGUGGCCAUGAAUUUAAAGGAUGCACAAUAAGGUAAAUGGAAGCUUUUAUGAAGCCUUAUAUGCAUUGAUGUUGCCUGCUGUCAAAGGAAGACCAAAGACAUGUUGCAUCCAGUUUUUCCAAUCUGCAGUUCCUCGAAAUUAAUGUGAUCUGAUUGUUUGUGUCAACUGAGUUUGGUACACUCUGGUGAGACCAAAUGGAAAGAAAUGUUUUAAUGUUGUUGUGAUUCUUUUGUGAAGACAUCCUAAACCACCAUGGGAGAAUUUGGUGGUGUUAGACAUGAAAUCUAUUUGCUUAAUUUUUUAGCUGAAAUGAAAGUUGUGUUAGUGGUGCUGAUC